CCGAGGGGGCCGCCCGGGAGGGCGUGGGGGAGCCGCUCGGGGCGGGGAGUUCCUCUCCGCUCUUACGUCUGUCAAAGGAGCGGCAGACGCCGCGGAGAGAGAUAAAGCAAAAGGCGAGCGGAGGGCCGGGGGCAGACUCGACAGCCACCGAGAUGGGAAGCAGCUCACCGCAGCGCCGGCCCUGCUAGAGGCGGGGGGGCCCGGCGGGACGCGGAACGGCCCCGGCACACGGAGCGGGACGGGAGGAGGAGGCCGCCCGCUUCUCCUCGCGGCAGCCGAGCGCAGCUUUCCCCCCCAUCCCCCGCGGCCCCCCUGCUGCAGCCGGGUUCGGAUUUAGGGAUAAAGUGGGAGGAGGAGGAGGAGGAGAAGGAGGGAAAGGGGGGGGGGGGGUCGCUGCCAUUUGUUUAUCCGCCGAGGGGUGAAGGCUCCCGGUGGAAACAAACCCCGCCGGGGGCCGAGAGGAGGAGGAGGAGAAGAAGGAGGAGGAGGAGGGUCGGGGGGGAUCGCGGCGAGCCCCCAGCAGCGCGGUGGCCUUUUGGGGGGGCGCGUGGGGGGGGGCGGCGGAGGAGGGCCGGGGCUGGCCGCCGCGGAGCUGCCCGUAGAUGACUGCAGAAGCGCAGCAGGCUCUGUCCUCUCAGCCCCCUCCUCCCGCGGUGCACAGCAGCUACGGCCCCAUGUCCUCCGUGGCCGAGAAGCAGCCGCAGAACUCGGCCAUGGACGCCGCCUCCGCCGCUCCCUCCGGGCCGGGCGGCAGCAGCGCUCCGGGCAGCGGCGGAGCCCCGGGCAGCGGCGGCCCUAAAGCGAAGAAAACCAACGCGGGGAUCCGGCGGCCGGAGAAACCGCCCUAUUCCUACAUCGCUCUCAUCGUCAUGGCCAUCCAGAGCUCGCCCUCCAAGCGGCUGACCCUCAGCGAAAUCUACCAGUUCUUACAGAGCCGUUUUCCUUUCUUCCGCGGCUCUUACCAGGGCUGGAAAAACUCCGUUCGCCACAACCUCUCGCUUAACGAGUGCUUCAUCAAGCUGCCCAAGGGGCUGGGCCGCCCGGGCAAGGGCCACUACUGGACCAUCGACCCGGCCAGCGAGUUCAUGUUCGAGGAGGGCUCGUUCCGCCGCCGGCCCCGCGGCUUCAGGAGGAAAUGCCAAGCGCUGAAGCCCAUGUACAGCAUGAUGAACGGGCUCAGCUUCAACCACCUCCCCGACAGCUACAGCUUCCAGGGCUCGGCCGGAGGGCUCUCCUGCCCUCCCAACAGCCUCUCCCUCGAAGGGGGUUUGGGCAUGAUGAACGGGCACUUAGCCGGCAACGUGGACGGGAUGGGCCUUGCGGGACACUCCGUGCCCCACCUGCCCUCCAACGGCGGGCACUCCUACAUGGGCAGCUGCAGCGGCUCCUCGGCGGGGGAUUACCCGCAUCACGAGAGCUCCGUGCCCGCCUCCCCGCUGCUGCCCGGCGGAGGGGUGAUGGAGCCUCACUCGGUUUACUCCAGCUCGGCCUCGGCGUGGGCUCCCUCCGCCUCGGCCGCCUUGAACACGGGAGCUUCCUACAUCAAGCAGCAGCCGCUGUCGCCUUGCAACCCCGCGGCCAACCCGCUGUCCUCCAGCCUUUCCACGCAUUCCCUCGAUCAGCCCUACCUGCAUCAGAACAGUCACAACACCGCCGAGCUGCAAGGCAUCCCGCGGUAUCACUCCCAGUCUCCGAGCAUGUGCGACAGAAAGGAAUUCGUCUUCUCUUUCAACGCCAUGGCCUCCUCCUCCAUGCAUUCAGCGGGCAGCGGCUCCUAUUACCACCAACAAGUGACAUACCAGGACAUCAAGCCGUGCGUUAUGUGAGACGGGGCGGAAAAGCCACCACCUCCCGGGGGCCGCCGAGGCCUGACCCGGGGAACGAACCCCCCCUUCCCCACACCCAGGACCCUGUGGGAGGAGGAAGGUGUGGGGGGGGGUUCUGCAGACUGCGUUUGUCCCCAUAGAUGGGACCCCGGGGAGCGGACCGCUGAGCGCGGCGGGGCCGAAUGCGGGCGGCCCCGGGGCUGAGCGCGCCCCGCAGCUGAGCAUCGGCCGGGCCGGCCUCCACCACGUGUCUUUAAUCAAAGACGCUCUCUGCCUUCUUCUGCUUCUUCUUCUCU
Messenger RNA from Numida meleagris (helmeted guineafowl), 2122 nucleotides. RefSeq names its product forkhead box F1 (gene FOXF1). Gene Ontology annotation, cellular component: nucleus. The transcript has 2 exons. Gene Ontology annotation, biological process: animal organ morphogenesis; regulation of transcription by RNA polymerase II. Gene Ontology annotation, molecular function: RNA polymerase II cis-regulatory region sequence-specific DNA binding; DNA-binding transcription factor activity, RNA polymerase II-specific. The record is from RefSeq and is a predicted model, not a curated record. Lineage: Eukaryota; Metazoa; Chordata; Aves; Galliformes; Numididae. Bases 603 to 1826 code for a protein of 407 amino acids.